Messenger RNA from Carlito syrichta (Philippine tarsier), 990 nucleotides. RefSeq names its product MAS related GPR family member X2 (gene MRGPRX2). Gene Ontology annotation, biological process: G protein-coupled receptor signaling pathway. Gene Ontology annotation, cellular component: membrane. The transcript has a single exon. NCBI's taxonomy places the organism in Eukaryota, Metazoa, Chordata, Mammalia, Primates, Tarsiidae. Gene Ontology annotation, molecular function: G protein-coupled receptor activity. Bases 1 to 990 code for a protein of 329 amino acids. The record is from RefSeq and is a predicted model, not a curated record.
AUGAAUCCAACCAUCCGAGCAUGGGAGACUGAAAUCUUCACAACGAACGGAAACAACCAGGAUGGAUAUGACCAGGGCUUUAUUUCAUCUUGUCGCAAGGUGUCUCUGAUCCUGGACGGGCUGAUCCUCAUCAUUGCCCUGGUGGGGCUGGUGGGAAACAUGGUCGUGCUCUGGCUCCUGGGAUUCUGCAUGCGCAGGAACGCCUUCUCGACCUACAUCCUGAAUCUGGCUGGGGCCGACUUUCUCUACCUCUGCUUCAACUGUAUAGAUUGCCUGCGGGGACUCAUCACCUUCUUCCGUCCCAACUCCGUCUAUAUCCCCUCAUUCACUACUCUGUUGAUCUUUACCUACCUUGCAAGCCUGAGCAUGCUGAGCGCCAUCAGCACCGAGCGCUGCCUGUCCGUCCUGUGGCCCGUCUGGUACCGCUACCGCCGUCCAAGACACAUGUCAGCGGCCGUGUGUGCCCUGCUCUGGGCACUGUCUCUGCUGCUGAGCAUCCUGGAAGUAAACUAUUGUGACUUUACAUUUUGGUGGUGUCAGAUACUUGAUUUCCUCACUGGCUCCUGGCUGUUGUUUUUAUUUGUGGUUCUCUCUGGGUCCAACCUGGCCCUGGUGUUCAGGAUCCUCUGUAGUUCUCGGAGGAUGCGGCUGACCAGACUGUAUGUGACCGUCCUGCUCACGGUGCUGGUCUUUCUCCUCUGUGGCCUGCCCUUUGGCAUCCACUGGUUCCUAGUAUUCUGGUUCCAGAGUUAUAGUGAUUACUUACUUUGCUUUCUUACUUCAGUGUUAGUUUUCCUGUCCUCUGUGAACAGCUCUGUCAACCCCAUCAUUUACUUCUUCGUGGGCUCCUUCAGGCAGCGGCUGGGGUUACAACGGAGAACCCUCAAGCUGAUUCUCCAGAAAGCUUUGGACAACACUCCUGAGAUGGACGACGGUGAAGGAAGAUUUCCUCAGGGAACCCUUGAGAUGUCGGGCAGCAGUCUGGCGUAG